GACAAGAACAGGGCGAGAGAUGGCAAACCCGCCCCACACUCGCCGGUUGUCAUCCUAGGUUUAGGAGAGAUGUAACGACACCGUUUCAUCAUUGUAUAUUGGUGAGAUCUAUAAAAGACAAAGCUCGUCUCUCUUCCUUCUUUCUUGCACUACUGUUAGAGAGAGAGAGAGAGAGAGAGAGAGAGAAGAGAUCGGUUUGGCACUGGGAAUCAACAAUGUUCUACAGAGGUAGAUAUGGAGAUGUUGGUGAUGGGCGUGAAAUGGGUUCGAAACGACAGCGUGUGAUUGAUCAGAGUUCUUCAUUUUAUGGGACUUCUCCUGGUUCAAGUUUUAUGUACAAUCCUCCUCCUUACUCCUAUAUUGGCCAGCCACCUCCUUUUCCUGUUGUCCGACUGCGUGGACUUCCAUUUGAUUGCUCAGAAACGGAUAUUGCAGAGUUCUUCCAAGGUUUUGACAUAGUUGAUGUUCUUUUCGUCCACAAGAAUGGUAAAUUCACUGGGGAAGCUUACUGUGUUUUGUCAUACCCUCUUCAAGUUGAUUUUGCUCUUCAGAGGAAUAGGCAGAACAUUGGCAGGAGAUAUGUUGAGGUUUUUAGAAGCACAAGACAGGAAUACUACAAGGCCAUAGCAAAUGAAGUUUCAGAUUCUCGUGGUGGUUCACCUCACCGAAGUGCGCCGAGAGCAAAAUCGUCUGAUGAUGCAAAAGAAUCUGCUGAACACACAGGGGUAUUGCGGUUGAGGGGAUUGCCAUUCUCAGCUGGCAAGGAUGAUAUUAGUGAUUUCUUUAAGGAUUAUGUUCUUUCAGAAGACUCAAUUCAGAUUGCAGCUAAUUCAGAAGGAAGGGCAACUGGGGAAGCUUUUGUGGAAUUUGCAAGUGCGGAAGAUUCAAAAGCUGCAAUGGCAAAGGAUAGGAUGACACUUGGGAAUCGAUAUAUAGAGCUUUUCCCUUCUUCGCAUGAGGAGUUGGAUGCAGCAGCUUCAAGGGGCAGAUUGAACGUUUCGAGUAAGCCAAAAUCUUUUGACGAGGGGAAGGACGCAGAUGAAUGGACGGGGGUGUUGCGAAUGAGGGGAUUGCCAUUUUCAGCCAGCAAGGAUGACAUUCUGGAUUUCUUCAAAGAUUUCAUGCUGUUAGAAGAUGCAAUUCACUUGAUCUCUAAUCCAGAGGGAAGGCCAACUGGUGAAGCAUUUGUGGAUUUCGCUAGCGCAGAAGCUUCAAAAGCAGCUAUGGCUAAGGACAGGAAAACGCUUGGGAGUCGUUACAUAGAGCUGUUCCCAUCAUCUGCCGAGGAGUUGAACGAAGCGGUUUCAAGGGGACGGUGACUUCAUGUUUUUACCCGUCUACUUUGAUAUUCUCUGUACUGAUGAUAUUGCAUAUUAUGGAUUGUAAUGUUUAGCAUGUUGCUUUUGUAUUUUACUUGAGCUAUGAAGAUGUGAAUGUUUCUUUUGUUGUCUCAACAGCAAAACAAAGUUGGGAAUAUUAAUAAGCUCUCUGUAUUUUCUUAAGACUAUAAUAUCAAUCUUUGUUCAUGUUUUAACUUGAGCUA
Camellia sinensis is the source of this 1543-nucleotide messenger RNA. RefSeq lists its product as uncharacterized. Lineage: Eukaryota; Viridiplantae; Streptophyta; Magnoliopsida; Ericales; Theaceae. Gene Ontology annotation, molecular function: RNA binding. The record is from RefSeq and is a predicted model, not a curated record.